AUGAUCGGAUUAAGAGGAGAUCGUCCCACUCAAGGGUCGGAAAAGUAUCGAAAGCUUGCAGGCGAAACAAGAUUCCUUCAAAUAAUAAUGAGAGAACAUAUGACAAUCUGUUAUUUAAUGGCGUCAGAUCGUAGGUCUAAACUCGCGUGGAGAGAUGAAAAAGACUUGGAUUUUUUGAAGAUGAAUUUAUUCUGCGUGGUGUGUGAAGUAAGUGGAGAGGAACGUUUGCUCAAAAGUCUUCACGAACUUCGAACAUUAAAUAAAUAUCGGCAUGAUAACAUCGUAUCACUGUAUGAGAUAUCUUUGGGUGGAGAGGAUCCGCGUUUGAUUUAUCAGUAUACGGCCAACGGCUCAGUUGAAGAUCGUCUGCAACGUAAAGAGGCACAGAGUAGUAAUAUUCCUAUUAUUCAUGGAGAUAUCAAGACAGCCAGUAUUCUUCUUGAUGGGCACUUUAAACCACAACUCAGCAAUUUCGACUUAUGGCAGAAUGGAUCAUUCAAAGAGGGCGUGGAAGAAGAGGAUUUGGUAAUAGCUUCGUAUUUUGAAGGGAGUUUUGCGUACCUUCCGCCAGAGUUCAAAAACAGCAAGAUCUUGGCUGCUAUAUAUUGUUUUGGCAUAGUUUUGCUGAAAAUCGCUAGUGGCUCCAGAGUUUAUGCAGAGGGCAGGGAAAAACCAAAUUUACCGCAACAUGUCUUGCAUUUAAAGGCAGAGAUGAAGAUGUUUAAACAAAAUUUAUAA
Enterobius vermicularis (human pinworm) is the source of this 738-nucleotide messenger RNA. The record is from the annotation of a GenBank genome assembly. Lineage: Eukaryota; Metazoa; Nematoda; Chromadorea; Rhabditida; Oxyuridae.